UAAUUAAAUAAAAACUCAUUCCCAUGUUUCCAUACUCACACUCCAAUAGGUCCCAUUCCUGGUCCACCCCCUCCAUGAGGUAUACAGAAGGUCUUGUGAAGGUUGAGAUGAGACACAUCUCCUCCAUAAUCCCCAGGACGACAGAGCCCAACCUGAGCAUUGAGAUUAGCACCAUCUACAUAUACCUGGGGGAGGAGUAGAAAAUGAAGACAAGUAUGCAAGUAUAUACUUGUAUACAAAUACAUUGCAAUGUACAUUCACAGUGACAAUAUCAUAACUUCAAAUGUAGCUGAAAUGUACAUCAGUAUCUGGGAUUUUAUUACAAUAUUUCUGUGACAAAUAUUUUAAUGAGCCUCCAUGAGUAAGCAAAGUGUUACAUCAUCACAAGAAUUGACUUAAUUACUUUUAGCUAUAGUUGAAAUUUUAAUUAUUAAUUCUGUGAUCUGACUUGUCUAUUAUAUUUUAUCUUUAAUGACUCUUGCAAUUCAUGCAAGAUGAGUUACACUGUACUUCCUUAAACUCUUCUGUUUAGACAGCAUUUUUAUCUGCUCUUAUCUUAGGUGUCUAAGUUAUUAAAUCUAAUUAUAAAUACAGUUACAUGGUUACACCCCCAGGUCACUCUGGCUCAGUGGCUCGCCCCAAAAAUUGCCAGAAUAUAGAACAAUGGAGAUGAGUGACACUGAUUCUCAAAGUAGCUGUGAAUCACCAGAUUCAAGCAAGUGUAUAUUAUUAUAUGCCAUAAUAGAUAUAUUUAUUACAAUAGGUAUAUACCAGUUUGGCCCAGGACUAUGCGUUAUAAUUAAUAACAUCGUUUUUCAUGAUCCACGAAAUAAUCUUCCAAGUGGUGUAAAGGAUGAGGCCAGUCUAAAUUCUACGUUCACAUCACUUGGAUUUGAUGUCAGAGUUCAUCAGAAUAAAACAGCAGCAGAAAUAGGGUCUAUCGCAAGGGAAUACAGUGCAAUGCAGCACACUGGAGCCUUCUUCUUCAUUAUAUCCAGUCAUGGAGGAGAAGGUGAUGUUGUCUAUGGCACUGAUGGAAAAGCAGUUGCAGUUCAGGAAUUAAAAAAGCGAUACUAUGCUACAAAUUGUCACUCUUUAGCUGGAAUACCUAAAGUAUUUGUCAUUGAUGCUUGUCGUGGCAUUAUAAAAGAACCAGCUCUUCAAUAUACAACGAAAGCUUUUCAAAGCUCUCUUUUGAGUAGUACAACCAGUUUCAUGGAUUCAGCCGAUAUUAUGACAAUAUUUGCAUCAGCACGAGGUAACGCAGCUGGUUGUAAUGAAAAAGGAAGCUUUUUUAUACAAAAAUUUGUAAGAGUUUUAAAAAAACAUGCCACUAAAAUGAAUCUAACAGACAUGAUGAAGAAAGUCAAAAGAAAAAUUGAAAAGUUACAAGUACAAACUCCACAUGUUGAAUCCAGUUUUUCCAAAGACUAUUAUAUCCAAAGGGACAGACAGGAUGAGGAGGAAGCACAUGAGGAACCGAUGGAGCAGCAGGAUGCAGCAAAUUCAGAAAUGAUAUCAAUGCAGGCUUCAUUUUCUUGAUUCUUUGCAACAAUACAGUGCUUUUAUACAUGUAGUUAGAACAAUUUUUUUUGGUUUUUUUUAGAUACUUUCCCUUUCAAGUUUUUUUGUAAACUAAUACAAUGACGCCUCUAUAGCGUACACUAAUAAUUAUUUUCUCAUUUGUUAGCUGUGUUGCUAUUGAUUGAAA
Molecule: messenger RNA, 1711 nt
Organism: Amphimedon queenslandica
Lineage: Eukaryota; Metazoa; Porifera; Demospongiae; Haplosclerida; Niphatidae
Product: caspase-3-like
Exons: 2
Coding region: 664-1542 (292 amino acids)
Biological process (GO): proteolysis
Molecular function (GO): cysteine-type endopeptidase activity
Source: RefSeq, a predicted model, not a curated record